AUGGGAAAGCGAGCGCAAGCGGGCGUAGCACAGCCUGCCGGGAAGGUAGGCAAGACACAGCGCGGCGCCGAUUUCCCAGAGGCUGCGGCGCACCUUGCAGAGAUCCACCAAGCUGUUCAGCAGAUCGCCAAGCACCCUGUGCUGCAGGACAUCCUCACUGCAGAGCCAGUGGAGUUUGGGGCGAGGGACAAGUGGGGGAACGUGGGCUACAAGCACCCGUUCAACGUGCAGCAGUACCGGAAUGCCAUGAUGAGCCAGGGCGCCGCCGAGUUUGCAGGCAACUUUUUCUGGUGCAACCCAUGCUGGCUGGCGCUGCACGGGGUUCCGCCCAACAAGAGACAGUUGCUGGAGAUAUCCGACAGGGACUUUGCAGAGCCGGUCGAAUUCCCAGACUGCAUCACACUGGCUGCCCCGGACAAGCACUUCCCAGACGGUCAGAAACAUGUGGAUUGGUUCAAGCGAGUCACGCCAGAGGAGGUCGUUCACGCGUAUCUCCUGGCAGUUGCUCGCGAUGCUCAAGAUGUUGAGACGCCGCCAGAGACCAUGACACUGUGGCGAAAGUACCUCUUGAGCACAACCUUUCGAGUGGUCCUUGCCUCCGGUGAGGCUGUGCACUGGCUAACUGUCAAGCAUCGCGAAGAGAUGACCCGAAGGUUCCAGGCGGUGCAGCGGACGGCCCUCCAGCGGGUCUUCGAGGUGGUUGCCUACUUGCAGCAACAGAACGCGCUGCCUGCCCCAGGUGCUGGCAAAACUUGCGCGGUCACUACCUUGGCUCACACUUACGCAAACUACGGCUGCACCGCUGGUGGAGAGCGCAUCACGGAGAACUUCAUCGUGGAGGCUGUGCGCUUGUGGCGCUCACUGCUGUCGCACAAGGAAAGCCGGGCCAUUUUGUUGGAGCUCGAAGAGGAAUUCGGCCACCGCAAUCCGCUGAACGGUGUCAGCCGCUUGGCUGAGCUUGCAAAGGUGUGCCGCGGCAGCUCCGCAGAGCAACUAUGGGUGCUUUCCACCGUCCAGGACCGACUUCGCAGCGGGCAAAUGCAAGUUUCGGAAAACUUGUCCGCUGAGUGCUUGAGUGGCCGGAGCGCUGGUGGCAAGGGGCUGGUGCAGCUCUACCUCUACAAGCGCGAGCUGCAGCAGGACAUCUUGCAGCGGCUCAUGGCCAUGCACCCUUUGCAGCCAGAGGUCGCGACCAAGAUCAAGCAGAUUUUCAGCAGCCACGUCUCUUACAGAGAGCAGUGCAAGCCCUACAGCGGCGAGGCCGACAUCUCUUACACAGUGGCGUGGCCACGCUCUGGCCACUUGAUCGCGUCCAUCCUCGAGGACGGGCAGCCCUUCGCGCUUCGCUUUGCCUUUGACACAAUCUACAGCAAGGAGACAGACCCCUUGCAAAAGGUUGCCCUGCGAGCUCGGAAAUCAGUUCGGGAGUACUGGGAGUACGACGCUCCCAGCAAGCGGCUAGAGGAGUGGAAGAAAGCCUUGGAGCAGGAGACUGGUGCCAAUCUUCAAGACUCCCCAAGCCGCGCAGACAACGCUGUUGUCGGCUCUGUGGGUCAAGACGACGAAGGAGGCGAGGAGACCUGGGAGGACCGUGCCCGGUUGCAAAUGGCGCAAGCUGGCUGCCAAGACGCUCCUGUUCUGGAGCGUUUCGUGACCAAGGCUUCCCGCCUGGUGACGUCGCACGUGCAGCUUGUCACCAUGGAGAUGUCUGAGACCGAGCUGGCUGAUGCCUUGUCUAACACCCCUGCGCUGCAAGUCAGUGGAACGCAGGGCCUGCAGUACUGCGCCCUCCUCCUGGAUAGCAAGCUUUCCGGGGAGGCCGUGACAAGCCCACACAUCCGCACGCCUGCCUACGCAGAAGAUGCGUUCCGGAAGUUGGUGGCGGCCUUCACAAAGGCCAAGGGCUCCUGUGGCAGCGUUCUCCCUGGCUCUUUGGUCAUGGUCGCAGAUGCCGGCAAGAUGGGACUCACCAAUACGGACUUCAAGCGCUUGUUCCUGGACGAAGAGUCCAAAGUCAUCCGCGACAAUAAGAGCACCUUGCUGUACCUGGCGUACAGCCACGAGCAGCUUGCUAAGCGCCGGCGAGCAACGAAGGUGCGCGGCGGGAACUUGCAGCUCAUGGAGGUUCUCACUAUCUUCUGGGGAGAAAGGCCGGAGAUUCCCAGACGCGACCGCUUGGUCUACAAGCUUGGCUCGCAAACGAAUGAAGGCAACCUUUUGUCCGCUAUUCAGUACCAGCCUUGGCCACAGUGCUGGGCCCUGCCCUUCAGCAAGAAGAAAGAGCUGUUUGGGCCAUUUCGCCGCCCAGUGGGCGGCACCACGGCGCCAGAGGGCGUGGAUGAGGAAGUGGAAGAGCAGUGCCAGGCUGUGAGACGCAGUCGCUUCUUUCCUCUUUGUGCUUUAAUGGGCGUGCGCCGUUGCCAGGCCACUGCGGACGCGAGUGCCGUGGAAGAGUUGCCGGGCGCCACAGGCUUGGCUGUGAACGCUGGGCGCGGCUCCUGCGCCAAGCGCGUGGACACGAACCUAGAGCCGGUUUUUUUCCACAGCUGGCACGAGCAG
Molecule: messenger RNA, 2559 nt
Organism: Effrenium voratum
Lineage: Eukaryota; Dinophyceae; Suessiales; Symbiodiniaceae
Source: the annotation of a GenBank genome assembly